Molecule: messenger RNA, 2774 nt
Organism: Notodromas monacha
Lineage: Eukaryota; Metazoa; Arthropoda; Ostracoda; Podocopida; Cyprididae
Source: the annotation of a GenBank genome assembly
AGAUUGAAAAGAAUUCAGUAGCUCUUCGCCGUGGAUCGGAAAAAAAAGGAGUCUUUUCGAGUGCCGGUGUGCGCAGUGAGAAUUCAAUGCGUAUGCACUGGUGUUCCUUCCGCUCCUGUCCGUCUGUGCGAAAUUUUGAGUGGCUUCGGGCUCCUUCGUGAACAGCAUUUUAAGUGUCACGUUAAGGCAUGUCCGCACUCAACUCUUCGUCGCUCUCCGCGAAAGAACGGAAGAAGCUCUUUACUAGAGAGCUGCGUGAGCUUGUUGAGAAACGCAGGAAAGAAACGGAUGGCGUUGAUCUCCUUGCUUUGGCCUCAGAUUAUCCUCAAGAUGAUUCGGAUGAAUUUUCUCUGCAUUACGAAUCGGACGUCGAAGAAACUGUGGAUUGCCCCGUCCGCCUGAAGUUUGAUGCUGAGAAGUGCAGGACAAUUGCGAAGAAAGUGAAAAAGUUGCGGGGCAGUAAUCUUGUCGUAACGGAAAGCGAGAAACCUGUCGCGAGUGGGCGAAAUUCCGCGGAUCUUAAACACAAAAAAGUGAAGAAAAGGCCGAUGGAUGAUGACAAUCAAAGGACUGAAGGAACGAAGUUUAAGAGAGAUGCCUCUCCUUCAACUCCGCCGAUCCUGGAGAUACGAGAAGCAUCUCUGAACGAACCUGAACUUGAAAUGAAAGAAAUUGCUUCUGUGCGAUUUCCUCGUUCUGACGAAGAUUUCCGCGCGAAGUACCGUCUUCUAGCUCCAGAGAGUCUGCGCUUGAAAGAUGUCCUGGAGCAAGGGCCGAAAUUUUUCUCUCAAGGAGACAAAUUCAAGUCAAGUCGUAAAGCUCCGAAUUUAUUCAUUUGCGUUGCUGAGAAGAAAAAAGUCAACGGAGUGUAUGCCGACUUCGAACGUGUUACAUGGAACCCAAAAUACUGUUACAGAAAUUCGGAUUUCAAGCCGUCGGAUUCAAAGUCAAAGAUCAACCCAGAACUCCUUCGCAAACAGUCAAAAGCGAUGGCAGAAAAGGAGGCCUUGUUAGCUCGGAAGAAGAAGAAGGAAGAGCUGUUGAAGAGACCCAUGUUGGGAUUCUCGGGCAAAGUCUCGAAAGUUCCGAAAGCCAGUUCGUUGCCGGGAACUUCGAAACUUUACAAGCAAAAGCCCGUUGAUAUGUCAAUUCGCAUUCCGAAGGUGGAUCCUUUGAAGGAACCGGUUACUCAAGCUCCGACAGGCAAAGGCUCAUUCUUUGGCAGCUCAACGUAUGAUCCGUUUUCAACUCAACCUCUCGCUUCGGGGUACGUGGUGGUUCCGUUUGGUCUUCGACCGGCAAAGUCAAAGAGCACAGAGAAUGAAACUGAUUCAAAAACAGGUUCUAAUAAGGAUUCUGCUGUGGAGGCCUCCGUUCCGUCGCUGGAAAUCCGCCACAAUUCUACACCUCCGCAGACACCUGCAGCAACAUUCGACAAGAAAGAAAGACGGGAGCCGAAAACGAAGAAUUCAGAAAACAUCGACGGGGCCGAAGAGACGAACAAAAAGACAAACCCUGAAAACGUUGAUGCGCCCAAAGAGACGAAGAAAAGGAACACAGAAAAAAUUGAUGCGGUCCGCGAUAAGAGAUCCAAAGAUUCGUUUGCGCAGGAAGAACCAGCGAAUAAUCCCCAGGACAGUCGGGAUCCGUACGCGGCUGAUAAUUUGCUGAUGCACUUGAGUCAGUUGAAACGAUCCGGUAAUGUUCAAGCACUCGAAGACCUUCGUCAAUACUUGUUGGGCGAACUUUCUAAGACCUCGGACGAGAAAGUCGUGGAUUCGCUGAGGAUUCUUCUGUCGCAGCUCAGUACCGAUGCUUCUGUUGAUCUUCUUUCCCCACCACAAGAAGAUCCCAUGGAAGAAGAUGGACCUGGCGAUGAUUACGCGUGUCAUGCAGAAAGCUCGCCGAUGGACGAUCAUCCAGCGUGUUCAUCUGUGCUGAGCAAUCACGACAGUCCGCCUAGUGAAACCGCUCCUAGUGAAAAAUUGAUUUGUUUAGCUCCUGGCUCAAAUCCCCUUGCGCCUGAAGGUAUCGAAACCGAUCUCGUCCGUACUCUCCGUCUUCGGGCCGCGGCAGCUUGGAGCGAAGAAGAAGAAGAAGAAGAUAAAGAGGAGGAGACACAGAUAAACUCCGAGAAGGUUUCCGAAGAUCCUGUGAACACCGAAGCUUCAGCAGAUCAACCCGUCGCCGCGUCAUUAUCUUCUGUUUCGUCAAUGCUUUCGAUGUCUCCGGAUGCACCCUCAGAUAAUGUGGACGAUGACGUCCCGUAUGAUCCUGCGGAAGCUGUGGUGCCUCGAUUCGAUCCCGUGCCGAAUUCUUCGAAUAAGCCUGAACCUACUCAAACCCCUGCGAAAGUAACCCCAUCAGAAGAUCCUUCCGCGGACCUCGAGGACAGAUUCCGCUCCAUAAUAAGUAAAAAUGAGCUUGUGAAACAGAAAUUUGCUCGCGUUCAAGCUUUCAAAGCGAUUCUGCCCGAAUUACGAGAUGAGGCCGAUUCAAAAGCAAAUGGCGCGGAAGAAAACUCCGUUAAUCGUGAGAGCUCGUUCGGGAAAGCUGCAAAUGUUCCUUUGGGAUGCGAAACGAGUUCUAUUCGGUCCCCUGAAAUUAGCACGAAUGUGAAUGAAGAGGAGCCGCAGGCUGCAACAAGCUGUCACGUGGAUCCAUUGCCUCCUCCGCCGGUGCCAUCGAUGGGACUCCUGCGUUUUUUCGCUGCGGACAUGGAUUCCAACACUCUUUCGCUCAGUGAAUUCUUCGGCCGUUCUAUUGAGGAUUGA